AUGGCAUCUCUACUAAGACCACCAAGAAACCAUACCAUCCAUGGAAGAGUACCCUCAUCAUUAAGGAAAUACACAUCCCAUCAAUAUCUCCCCAGAAACAUCCCCAUCGAGGAAGAAACCCUCCCACACUACAACCCCACGCACUACUACCCCGUCAACAUAGGCGACAUCUAUCACUCCAGAUACCAAAUCACAGGGAAAGUCGGAUACGGAGCCGAUUCUACAAGCUGGGUGUGUCGGGAUCUCCGCAAAUACACCGUCCUCAAAAUCUCCACUUCCUCCCCAGAAUCUCAUAAUCGCGAAUACAAAGUCUAUGAACAUCUCGCCAAAGUAGUGGAAAGAGGAUCUUUACAUCCAGGCCAGUCCUUGAUUCGCGAGGUGUAUGAUUCUUUUGAACUUCAGAACACUACUGAAGAAGAAGGAAAAGGAAAAAGGGGUAUACAUCAAUGUCUAAUCCUCCAGCCCAUGACCAUGUCCCUACUCGAUAUGAUGAGGUUGAAUUCUAAGCCUUUUGAUCUCCCCUUGCUGAAAAUGACAGUCAAACGAGUACUACUCGCGCUGGAUUUCCUGCAUGCUGAGGCGGGGGUUGUUCAUACUGAUAUAAAAGCAGACAACAUAAUGCUCACCCUCCACGACCCCACCAUCCUCACCUCUUUCGCGGACGCAGAAUCAUCAUCCCCAAGUCCAAGGAAGAUAUCACUUACUGAUGCAUCACGUAAGAACUACGGCCUCCCUACUCUCUGCGACUUCAGCGAAGCGCGCAUCGGCACCGUCCAGAAAGAUUCAGGACCCUUCGUACAGCCGUGUAUCUAUCGUGCACCGGAAGUCAUCUUCGAAAUGCCGUGGGGGACGGCGGUGGAUAUUUGGGGUGUGGCGGGAGUUGUAGGGGGCCAGCAUCUCUUCGGAGAUGAUAUAUUCGAUCCCAUAACAGGCCACCACGAUCCGUUCCGCCAUCUAGCUCGCGUGGUAGCUGUAAUUGGGGAGUUUCCGUCCCCGGAAUUCGUACGCAGGAGUAACUGGAUCGCCCACGCGGAAGCACCCAUACCUGAUAAUAUCUCCCUGGAAACCCUGGAGAGACGCCUUACCGGGACGGAGAAAGAAUUAUUUCUGGAUUUUAUGAGGGCGAUGUUGAAGUGGAUGCCUGAGGAGAGGAGUACAGCGGGGGAGUUGUUGGGGCAUGAGUUUUUGAGGUGA
Molecule: messenger RNA, 1194 nt
Organism: Aspergillus niger
Lineage: Eukaryota; Fungi; Ascomycota; Eurotiomycetes; Eurotiales; Aspergillaceae
Exons: 6
Coding region: 1-1194 (397 amino acids)
Biological process (GO): protein phosphorylation
Molecular function (GO): protein kinase activity; ATP binding
Source: RefSeq, a predicted model, not a curated record